AUGCCAGGGCCUCGGUUCCAGCGUCCACAUUCGGCCCUCUCCCCAUCCCUCAUGUUGGCACCCUUACCAGCCCUCCUGAGACUCCUGCGAAGGCUACAGCAGACGCAGCUGGGGGGCUACAAGCAGAGCGACCUCAAGGAGCUACUCUUCACCAAGAGGCUCCGAUUCGAAGGAGCCUCCGAUUCCUCCUCGGGGGCUGGGAGCAUCUCCGUCCCCCUCCCCUCUCUAUUUGGGAUACCCAAGUGGGGCAGCCCCAUGGGCUCUGCCGGGGUCCCCCUGCUGCUGCUGCUGCUGCUGCUGGUGGGGGCGCUGUGCCGGAUCGCCGGAAGCGAAGGGGGGAAGGAGCCCCCCGCCCAUUUCUUGCACCAGGUGAAGGGCGAGUGCCGCUUCCUGAACGGGACGCAGCGGGUGCGCUACCUGCAGAGAAGCAUCUACGACCGGCAGGAGACUGACCGCUUCGACAGCGAACUCGGGAAGUUCGUGGCCGUGACCGAGUUGGGGCAGCCCGAUGUCGACCUGUGGAACAGCGAUAAGGGAAUCCUGCAGGACGCGAGGGCCGCUGUGGAUCGCUGCCGGUACAACUACGGGGUUCUCCAGGGGAUUCAUGUGAUUGGCCGAAGAGCCAAGCCCACCGUCACCAUCUCCCCCACCAAGGCGGACCCCGCGUCCCCCAACACCAUCCUCCUCUGCACCGCGACGGGCUUUUACCCCCUGGAGAUCAACAUCCGGUGGCUGAAGAACGGGCGGCCGGAGAAGGAGGGCGUCGCCUUCGGGGAGGAGCUGCAGAAUGGAGACUGGACCUACCAGCGCCAGGUGAUGCUGGAGACCCGGCCCGAGCGUGGGGACGUCUACGCUUGCCAGGUGGGGCACGCCAGCCUGGAGGCCCCCAUCACCAUCCAGUGGGAGCCACGUUCCUCCAACUCUGCCAGGAGCAAACUCUGGACGGGGGCCGUGGGGGCCAUGCUGGGGGUGGCCUUCCUGGCUGUGGGGCUCUCCCUCUACCUGAAGAGCAAGAAAGGUGAGUCUUUGGGGCUGGAUAAGGAGAGAUGGGGAGGGGAUCAUCAACCUCCAUCCAACAACCUGCAGCGAUCUUUCAAACUUACGAUGGCACUGAAAGAGCAGGUCUAUGACCGGUCCUCAAACUGGCAGCUGUUCCAAUGUCUCCAUGGUCGCGUGAUUGCAAUUCCAGUGCUCCGCACCUGGCACACCUUCACGACGGUUGCAGUGCCCCGUGGUCGCGUGGUCGCCAUCCGCGACGGCUUCACAGAUAGCUUCCACAGAGCAAAGUCACCGGGGAAGCCAGCAGGAAGUCGCCAGUGGCGGUGA
Molecule: messenger RNA, 1326 nt
Organism: Candoia aspera
Lineage: Eukaryota; Metazoa; Chordata; Lepidosauria; Squamata; Candoiidae
Product: H-2 class II histocompatibility antigen, E-S beta chain-like
Exons: 8
Coding region: 1-1326 (441 amino acids)
Biological process (GO): antigen processing and presentation; immune response
Cellular component (GO): membrane; MHC class II protein complex
Source: RefSeq, a predicted model, not a curated record